AUGCAUCAAACUUCUUAUUUGUGUCAAAUCAUCAUCUUCAUGCUCUCACAAUUCUUCACACUCUCAAAUCAACUAGCAAUACCUCCUCCUUUGCCAAUUCUCCCUUUGCCAUCCUUCUCUCAACUCAAAUGGCAACAAAGGGAACUCAUCAUGUUCUUCCACUUCGGCGUCAACACCUUCACUGACCGUGAAUGGGGCACAGGCGACGAAAAUCCGGCCAUCUUCAACCCCACCUCUCUCGACGCCGACCAAUGGGUCGAAACCGCCGUCCAGGCCGGCGUUUCCCACGUCAUCCUCACCGCGAAACACCACGACGGGUUUUGUCUGUGGCCGUCUAAUUACACCGCCCACUCCGUUGUCAAAAGUCCCUGGAAAAAUGGCCGCGGCGACGUCGUUGGGGAGCUUGUUAACGCCGCUAAGGCUCGCGGCGUCGACGUCGGGCUGUACCUCUCGCCGUGGGAUCGCCAUGAUCGCCGGUAUGGCGUUAACAAAGAGUAUAACGAAUACUAUUUGGGUCAACUACAAGAACUUCUCAACAAUUAUGGGAGUGUGAGAGAGAUAUGGUUUGAUGGAGCUAAGGAUUCGGAUACACCAAACAUGACUUACUACUUCAGUGAUUGGUUCGCCAUGGUGAAGGAGUUGCAGGGAACAAUAAACAUACUUUCCGACGCCGGACCGGACGUGAGGUGGGUCGGAAAUGAGCAAGGAUUCGCCGGAACCACUUGCUGGUCCACCAUUAAUCGGGCCUCACUCUCAAUUGGCAGUAGCACCAUCCUUGAUUAUCUCAACACUGGUGAUCCUAAAGGGACUGAUUGGAUGCCGGCAGAGUGCGAUGUUUCAAUUCGACCCGGGUGGUUUUGGCAUAAAGAUGAAGAGCCAAAGUCUCUUGAUGAGUUGCUUGAAACUUAUUAUAAUUCCGUAGGAAGAAACUGCGUAUUACUACUAAACGUGCCACCAAAUAAAAAAGGGUUGAUAUCUAAAAUCGAUGUGUCACGACUGAAAGAGUUUAGGCAUGCAAUCGACACAAUAUUCUCCACGAAUUUAGCCAAAAAUUGUUCUAUUAAAGCAAGUAGCCGAAGGGGAGGUGCAUUUGGACCCAAGAAAAUGGUAGACAGCGAUCACUUGUGGACGUAUUGGGCACCAAGUGACCAUGAUAGGGGACCUUAUUGGAUUCGGUUAAAUGCAACAAAAAGACCGGUGAAAUUUAACGUUGUUCGAAUUCAAGAAGCGAUUGGACUCGGUCAGAGAAUUGCAGAACACGAAAUUUACGUAGAUGGAACAAAGAUUGUAAGUGGUACUACGAUAGGGUACAAGAAACUUCACAGGCUUGAGAAAGGGGCUGUGAAAGUUAAAAGUGUGAUGAUCAAGAUAACUGGGACACGAGCAGCACCGUUGAUUUCAUCAAUUGGCCUUCAUUUUGAUCCCUUUUGGCACCCAGAUAGAGAUUAA
This is a messenger RNA of Ipomoea triloba (trilobed morning glory), 1449 nucleotides long. Its product is annotated as alpha-L-fucosidase 1-like. Gene Ontology annotation, molecular function: alpha-L-fucosidase activity. The record is from RefSeq and is a predicted model, not a curated record. The transcript is spliced from 3 exons. Gene Ontology annotation, biological process: fucose metabolic process; glycoside catabolic process. Gene Ontology annotation, cellular component: lysosome. The coding region runs from base 1 to 1449 and encodes 482 amino acids. NCBI's taxonomy places the organism in Eukaryota, Viridiplantae, Streptophyta, Magnoliopsida, Solanales, Convolvulaceae.